Molecule: messenger RNA, 3168 nt
Organism: Daktulosphaira vitifoliae (grape phylloxera)
Lineage: Eukaryota; Metazoa; Arthropoda; Insecta; Hemiptera; Phylloxeridae
Product: lachesin-like
Exons: 6
Coding region: 1262-2197 (311 amino acids)
Biological process (GO): synapse organization
Cellular component (GO): neuron projection membrane
Source: RefSeq, a predicted model, not a curated record
UAAUGAUAGAAUCAUUGGUUGGGCUCAUAGCUUUGAAUUUAUACAAUAAUUAAUUUAAACUUCAUAGUUAAUUUUUAUUGUUUAAAAUAGAACUCUGUUGUGAUCUGCAAGGGCAUGAGCGUACGAAACGAGGAUAUCUCAAAACCUCUGACUUCAUUCGAUCUAAUGAUUAUAAAAUUGAGUUCUAAUGUAUCCUUGAUCAUGUGACAAUAAAAGAUCAAAUUUUUUAACUCAAAUAUUAAUUUUCAUUUAUUUAUUUGUGUCAAAUGGGCUAAUUGCCUAUAAUAAAACGUCAAUGAAAUAAUAUACAAAUAGGUACAAUGAUAUAGAGUUUAUGCAAACAGUAUCUUUUAAUACCUGAAAAUUAGUUACCGAAAAAGUCAAUUAUGAUUUAUUUUUCAUUAAAAAAUUACUGUUAAUUUUUAAAAAUCCUGGAAAUUUAUAUCAACAAGAAAUAAUAAACAUUUUUUAUUUACUUUUUUAAAAAUCUAAUUAAAAACUCAAGUAUAUGAAAUGCUUUAAUGUAACAACAUACGCAUACCAAUUUUUUUACCGCAUCGAUUUUUGAAAAUGAUUUGGUACGUUUAAAUUUUUUAAUCCAAACUAAAUUUUAUGAAGUAAUCUAUAAUAUUUUUAACAAUUACGCAUCGGUGGUUGUUGUAUUUUAAGAAAUUAGCCACUUAAGUUUACACAGCUUAUUUAAAAAAAUGUGCUGUCCAAUUUUCCCCGUGUACAAAUUUUUUCCUUCUUCCCAUAUGAAUAAUUUAUAAUUAGGUCCUAUUUUCAGGAUAAUUAUUAUGGAAUAUUAUAUUUAUCACGGAUUCUAUUAAGUUUUUACAAUUUGUUGUAUUAGAAUAAUAUGUAAAAAUCAUUAUUUUGUGCACACUGUUGGAAUCCAAAUUCCAUGCUGUGAAUUUUCAAUUGCACCGUAGUUAGCCGAUUAUUUACGACUAGCGCUCGACCGGCUUUUGGCGGCUUUUCCAGCGAGCGUUUGCAAAAGCAACGUCAGUGCGGACCCGGGACAUUAACCGUUUGUGACGUAUAUUCGUGUUGUGUGUGUUGGUGUUUUACGAAAAACGUUAUUUAUCAAUAUUUCUGUAAUAAAUGAAUUCAAUAAAAAAUGUUUAUGUUAUAUUAGUUCAUUAGCUUUAAACGUAUUUUAUUUAAACAAUUAUAUGUGCAGUUGCAUUUAUUACAUUAAAAAUAAAAUAUUUUUUUAUAAUUUAUUAAGUGCUGAGUGUUUAAAGGGCCAAUAUGACCUAUGAAAAAUUACGCAUUGCACUGCCUAAGUAAUGAUAUUGGUGUAAAAGAUACAAAAGUAUCUAUAAUCAGUAUGAACAAUUUGUACGUCAAAACAGCUUGUUUUUUAAUGUCAUUGAACUGUAUCGAUUUCAUUAAUUCUAAUGUUUUAAUGGAUUCAAGUUUGCCACUACAAAAUGUAAAACCAAGUUCACUAAAACUAGAAGCAGCACAAAGACCAUAUUUUGUAGAUAAUUCAUCUCACAAUGUAACAACAGUUAUAGGACAAUCAGCUAUUCUACACUGCAGAGUAAAACAUAUUUCUGAUAAAACAGUAUCCUGGAUGCGUAAACGAGAUUUACAUAUAUUGACUUCAAACAUACACACAUACACAGGAGACAACCGUUUUAGUGUUAUACAUCCAGAAAAUAGUGAACAGUGGGACUUGAAAGUUGAAUUUGUCCAAAGAAGAGAUGCUGGUAUUUAUGAAUGUCAGGUGAAUACUGAACCUAAGAUAAAUUUGGCCGUGCAGCUAAACGUCGAAGCUGCUCAAGCUAAUAUUCACGGUCCUACAGAAGUUUACGUCAAAAAAGGAAGUACAAUCAGUUUAACAUGUUCUGUAAAUGUGCAUUCUAAUCCACCUAGUUCAGUAGUGUGGCUACAAGGAACAAAAAUAGUUGAUUUUGAUUCACCAAGAGGUAGAGGUGGCAUUAGUUUAGAAACAGAAAAAACAGAAUCUGGAACAACUAGCCGUUUACUAGUCACAAAGGCUGGUUUGGCUGAUACUGGGAAUUAUACAUGCCAGCCUAGCAAUGCAAAUACUGCAACUGUAUAUGUUCAUGUUCUUAACGGUGAACAUCCUGCGGCUAUGCAACAUGGAGAACAUGGAGCUGGUUCAAAAUUAGCUUCAUGGUCUUGGACUUUAACAAUGGCUGUAUUUGCAUUGUCAUAUAGAUGAUGCUAAAUAAUAUUCCUAUCCAUUACUUCUGCUAAUUUAAGUUGUCAAUCAAAUUAAUGUCAACCGAGUGAUCCUUUGAUUAUAAGUUGUUGCAAAUCUUAAAAUAUCGAAAUAAUAUAAUUUCUUUUUUUAAAUUCAAUAAUUUUUAUUGGCUAUGUACUCAUUAACUAUUUAAACUAUUUAAACCAUAAAAAUUGUUUUUUAGCUUCGAUACGUAGCUACAAAUUUAUUGGUCUUACUAUGUCGUGAUAUAUUUUGCAUCUGUUGAUAACAGAACAGAUUUUACUCAAUAGUACACUAAAAGAUCACAAACUGUACUUAGUUGAAGCUAUCCCUGUCAUAAUUUAAAAAAAGCCAAUUUAAUCCUCAUAAUGAAGAGAAAUGUCCUAAAAAAUUAACUGUAGUUACCUUUUUUUUCUUUUAAAUACUUGAUAAUGUUUGAAAAACUUGACUUCUUUAAACGUAAAUUAAAUUAAUAUUUAUACAAAGUACAUAAGAUUAAAAAAGAAAAUUACUCAAAAACAUAAUUUCUAGGGAAAAUAAACCAUUAAAAAUAAAAAUCGUUUUUUAUAUAAUCAUAUCCAGAUUAUUUAUGAUAACAUUAUCAUAGCAAUAAUUUCAGUCUUUGCUGGUGUUUAUUAUCCGAGAUCCUGACUAUACUGGAAGAAUUUUUAAUUAAUGCACACACAAAACUUUAAAUUUUAGACUUAUUUUGUAAAAUUGAGUAAGGUUUUAUAUAUAACCACUUUAAAUCGUUAUCAUCAUAAUUGACACAAUGUAAUCAUUUAAACUAUCAAAUCGUCAAUUAUAUUAUAAGAUCAACUUUUUCUCAAUUAGUAAAUUCAUUUAAAUAAAGUUUUUUUUUAAUGUUUCUGAAUAUAUUUGAAUACAAAUUUAAAUUAAUUAAUACAAUUAUUAAGAGAUCAGAAAAAACAUGUUUUAAGUAAAAAAUUGAAUAAUGCAAGAAAGAA